Penicillium salamii is the source of this 1098-nucleotide messenger RNA. Lineage: Eukaryota; Fungi; Ascomycota; Eurotiomycetes; Eurotiales; Aspergillaceae. The record is from the annotation of a GenBank genome assembly.
AUGGGAACGGGAAUCGUUUCAAUUCUUCUUCAAAACCUUCCUUACAACGGCUCCUGGUUGUACUGGAUCUCGGUGGUUGUCUUUGCUUUCAAUGUCUUCCUCUUUAUCUUGUUCAGCGUCAUAUCGCUGGCCCGGUAUACCCUAUUUCGGGGUAUUUGGACAACAAUGCUGAAUCAUCCUACUCAAUCGCUGUUCCUUGGCACAUUUCCCAUGGGACUUGCAACAAUCAUCAACAUGAUUUGUUUCGUGUGCGUACCCGCGUGGGGCCCGUGGGCUGCCACUUUGGCAUGGGCACUCUGGUGGAUUGACGCCGUCAUUUCCCUCGCAAACAACAUGUAUUUGCCGUUUGUCAUAAUGUCUCGACAUUCAAAUCAACUCUCCGGCAUGACCGCCGCCUGGCUACUCCCCAUCGUUUCGACUAUUGUUGCCGCCGCUUCCGGUAGCAUCGUGGCAUCGGUAUUGGAAAAUCAGCAACAUGCGCUCUGGACCAUCAUCAUAAGCUACAUCCUCUGGGGAACUGGAGUACCUUUGGCAAUGAUGGUCCUGGUGAUGUACUUCCAUCGCUUGACGAUCCACAAGAUCCCACCCAAGGAAGUUAUCGUCUCUGUUUUUCUUCCACUGGGCCCACUGGGACAAGGCUCAUUCGGUAUCAUGCAACUCGGAAAGGAAGCAAUGAGGGUCUUUCCAAACACCAACAGUUUACCUGGAGAGGUUUCAGCAGGUCCAAUACUUUAUGUUUUUGGCUUUGUGAUUGGACUUAUCAUGUGGGGAUUCGGGCUUGUGUGGCUUUUCUUCGCACUGGCUUCUAUCACUCGCUCAAAAUUCCCCUUCAACAUGGGAUGGUGGGGCUUCACUUUCCCACUCGGUGUUUUCACGGUUGCAACCACCACCAUUGCCAAGGAGCUCCCUUCGUUGUUUUUCAAGGUGUUAGGAACGAUCUUCUCUGUGGUCGUCGUACUGCUCUGGAUUGUUGUUAGCAUCGGCACACUCACCCAAACCUGGAGACGCAAGAUAUUUGUUGCACCAUGUCUGAAGGAAUGGGAGAAGGGGGAGGCUGAACGCCGCGGGAAAAUUUCUCAAGGCUCUGGGGCCGAUUGA